Messenger RNA from Trichoderma harzianum CBS 226.95, 1496 nucleotides. RefSeq lists its product as hypothetical. The record is from RefSeq and is a predicted model, not a curated record. Bases 139 to 1260 code for a protein of 373 amino acids. The transcript has a single exon. NCBI's taxonomy places the organism in Eukaryota, Fungi, Ascomycota, Sordariomycetes, Hypocreales, Hypocreaceae.
CGGUCCUUGCUCAAUUUUAAACAUGUCGGAAUAUAAACCCUCGCCUCGCGGUUAGUUAUAUGAAAGACUCACACGGAGUUGUUAUCUGUAUUCUAUUCUUCAUGAAGACAUCAAUCCCGUGCAUAGUGCAUAUAUAUCAUGGCACCGCAAUCUAGCCCAGGACCUUAUACCAAGGUUGUAAACGACACUGGUCUUGAUCAUGGAGAUAUUGCGCCCGCCAUCAUCUCCGUGACGAUUCAAAAGAGCGGCAACAAAAGGAGAGGCACCAACAAGGGCAUGGCAAGCGCUGGUCUCUACGCCGCUCUUCUGGGAGCCGCGGGCCUUGCUUCGCCGCCAUCGUUGAGCUCGACAAGCUGGGCAGUUGGCAUUAUAGGACUGCUUCUCGCCGGUCAAUCAACACAUGACAUUUCCCAAACGGACGAUGGCAAGUCUCACUCCAGAGUGCUUUACCUAGGAGACGCCGCAUCUCUUGGUGUUGAUGAGCGAAAUACUAAUGAGAUUGUCAUGUAUCGAGCUUACGUGGAUGAAAAUAUACUCAAGAUCACUGAAUACUUUGUGCCCAGUGUCAGGUCUCUCUUGUACAACGCCAGUGAUAUUAUCAAAGGGUGUACGCACGGGGGUACAUUAGACAGAGAGGCCAAGGACUUAUUUACUUUCACUUUUCCGGAACCUCAAGUCAUUAACCUGUACCGCUAUGUCUCCAUUCGUGGAUUGAGUCCCACGCCAAGUUUUGGGACGAAUGGUUCCGGGCUCCCCUCCGAUGGUCUUCCAAAGCAAGGCUCAUUGGUUUGGUACGAUGCCGAUGGGAAAUUUUUGGCGCAGUGGGAUGGCGGUACACAAGAAGAAGUAGUCGAUCGUUUUGGAGCCGGAUGGUUCGACUCCAACAACAAGGCCAUCCGCCGAAACCUAGUGUCGUUUGUUCAAGAGAUGAAGCCUCAGCUGAGCUCCAACAUGACCAUCCUCCACCUGAGCGAUAAGCUCAACACCCCGAUGCUUGUCUUGAACAACUGGAGGGUCGGCGAUACAGGUGAUCGCGCAGCAAACGUGGCAACACAGGAAGAGGUCCUGCGCUUUAUCAAGACCGAUCAAAGGAACUGGGAUUGGGGAUACCAGUGGGAUAGCAACGGCGAUAUCUACCCCUGCCGCUCGCCCUAUUACUACCGAGAAGAUUACAUGACUCGAAGCGAGGAUUCGCACCUUUUCUUUCCCCUCACUGAUAAGGAUUGGACAUAUACGACAAUGAUUGUGAAGAAGGAUUAAGGCACAUAACAACAAGUGGAGAAGUUUUGAGCUUCGUUUCACCAAAGUUUCUUGUUCAAGUCUUCAUUCUUGCUUUAUACAUCAAGUCAAAUGCUCAUGAACGUCAACUAUCAGCAGAUUAUUGGAAUUGGGAGUCAUAAAAGUUAUUAUGAGUUGUACGACAUAUUUAGAUGAGGCUCUAAAAGAGUUAAUAAAAUUGGUAAAAGGAAGAAGAGCAGUUUUAAUAAUAAAGCAAC